Magnusiomyces paraingens is the source of this 1659-nucleotide messenger RNA. RefSeq lists its product as uncharacterized. Gene Ontology annotation, cellular component: cytoplasm; mitochondrion. The coding region runs from base 1 to 1659 and encodes 552 amino acids. Gene Ontology annotation, molecular function: histidine-tRNA ligase activity; ATP binding. Gene Ontology annotation, biological process: histidyl-tRNA aminoacylation; mitochondrial translation. The transcript has a single exon. Lineage: Eukaryota; Fungi; Ascomycota; Dipodascomycetes; Dipodascales; Dipodascaceae. The record is from RefSeq and is a predicted model, not a curated record.
AUGUCUGCUGCUGAACAAGCUACUGCUCCUGCUGCUUCUGCUGCUCCUGCUGCUCCUGCUGCUGCUCCUGCUGCCGCCGCUGUGGCUCCUGCUGCUGCUCCCAAGAAGAACAACAAGAAGGAAAAGGCUCCUCAGUUCACCCUUAAGACCCCUAAGGGCACCAAGGAUUGGUCUGAUAAAGACAUGAUCCUGCGCUCUGCUGUUUUCGACACCCUGACCAAGGUUUUCAAGCGUCAUGGCGGUGUGACAAUCGAUACCCCGGUUUUUGAACUGCGCGAGAUUUUGUCCGGAAAGUACGGUGAAGACUCAAAGCUUAUUUACAACCUUGAAGAUCAAGGUGGUGAACUGACAUCGCUGCGUUACGAUUUGACUGUGCCCUUUGCACGCUUUGUCGCCAUGAAUGGCAUCCAACAAAUUAAGAGAUACCACAUUGCCAAGGUCUACAGACGCGACCAGCCUGCUAUGACCAAGGGCCGCAUGCGUGAAUUCUAUCAGUGCGAUUUUGAUAUCGCUGGUGACUACGAGUCCAUGGUCCCUGAUGCUGAGAUUCUUUCCAUUGCUGUUGAGGGUCUGACAGCCUUGAACAUUAAGGAUUUCACCAUAAAGGUUAACCACAGAAAGAUCCUGGACGGUAUUUUCCAAUUGUGUGGUGUCAAGGAUGAGGAUAUCAGAAAGGUCUCUUCUGCUGUGGAUAAGCUUGACAAACUUCCUUGGGAAGAGGUCAAGAAGGAGAUGGUGGUUGAUAAGAACCAGCCUGAAGAGGUUGCCGAUAAAAUUGGCGGGUAUGUUAGAAUAAAGGGUCACUUUAAGGAGGUUCUCGACAAGCUUUCUGGUGACGAACAUCUCAUGUCCAAUGCUUCUGCUGCUGCCGGUGUUAAAGAUAUGAUUGCCGCUUACGAAUACCUUACUGCCUUUAAUGUUGUUGACUACCUGUCUUUUGACUUGUCUUUGGCCCGUGGUCUCGACUAUUAUACCGGUCUUAUUUACGAAGCUGUGACAGCUGCUUCCGCUCCUCCCCCCAAGCCUGCCGGCGAAGCUACUGAAGCUGCUGCUUCUGGAAAAAAGGACAAGAAGAAGGCCAAGAAAAACCCUGAGCUCGAAGACGAUGACAACUCGGAGAAUGUGGGUGUUGGUUCCAUCAUGGCAGGUGGCCGAUACGAUAACCUAGUGGGCAUGUUUGCUGGCAGCUCAAAGAAGAACGCAUCAAUUCCAUGCGUUGGUGUUUCGUUUGGCAUUGAACGAUUGUUCAGCUUGAUCAAGGCCCGUGAGGGUCUUAUCGAUAAGGUCCGCCCAACUUCGACUCAGGUUUACGUGAUGGCAUUUGGUGGCGGUCCACAGUGGGACGGGUUCCUUAAGGAGCGCAUGGAGGUUGCCAAGGUCCUGUGGGAGGGUGGCAUCGAGACCGAGUUCUUGUACAAGACCAAGCCCAAGCCCCAGAAGCAGUUUGAGGCUGCCGAAAAGACUGGAUGCCCGUUCGCUGUUAUUCUUGGCCAGGAGGAGUUUGCCAACAAGGUUGUCAAGGUCAAGGAGCUUGGUCUCGGUGAGGACGCUGAUAAGGGUGUUGACGUGCCCCUUUCUGAAGCUGUUGAGUACAUCAAGAAGAAGCUUUCCGAGAAGCACAAUGGUCUUGACGAGGCUGUCAAGCUUCUUUCCAUGUAA